GAUUGUGUCCUGAGCCUGCAGGUCAGGAGGAAAGAUUCAGCGACCAACAAAGUGAAGAUCUAGGAAUCUGUUUUCCCUGAACCAGUGUAGAACUGAUAAAACUUAGAGAGAAGGCCUGGCAGAACACAUCCCUGCUCAGCUGGAGGAAAGUCACAGAGCAUCUGAGAAGAGGCUGGAACCUUCACUUUGCAAACACAUAACGUGCUGACCGAGGGAGUAUAGAGAUCUAAGACUGAGGUGGAUCGACUAGGAGUGGCUCCUCGCAGCAUAAAGGGAGACACUUUACACUCUGUUUUGGAAUGAGAAGUUAAAUUCAUGAGCACACAUGAUUUAGAAGACAUGGGCUGUGGCACUUCAUCUGCGACACAAGACAGGCAGCCUGAGAAAGUGCUGAAAGCCGCUCUGGUCAUCCAGAACUGGUACCGAGGUUACAGCGCUCGACUGAAGGCCAGACAGCGCUACGCCCUCACCAUCUUCCAGUCCAUCGAAUAUGCUGAUGAACAAGGCCAGUUGCAGCUCUCCAACUUCUUUUCCUUCAUGUUGGAAAACUACACACAUACGCGUGAAAAAGAUCCAGAAAUAGUUGCUCGACUUUUUGGUAGCACCUCCCAGGACAACAGGGAUAGACAGGAGUGUGUCACAUUGAUAGAGGUUCCAAACUCCUACAACGGUCCUCGACUGCAAUUUCCUCUCACCUUUACUGAUAUUGAUUUACUUGUUGAGGCCUUCAAGCAACAACAGAUACUUCAUGCUCGUUAUGUCUUAGAGGUGCUCUUUGAGACCAAGAAAGUCCUGAAGCAAAUGCCGAACUUCACUCACAUAAAUACUUCUCCUUCCAAAGAGAUAACAAUCUGUGGUGAUUUGCAUGGGAAACUGGAUGAUCUUUUUUUGAUCUUCUAUAAGAAUGGUCUCCCCUCAGAGAGCAACUCCUAUGUUUUUAAUGGGGAUUUUGUAGAUCGAGGAAGAAAUUCCAUAGAGAUCCUAAUGAUCCUGUUUGUGAGUUUUCUUGUCUACCCCAAUGACCUGCACUUGAACAGAGGGAACCAUGAAGAUUUUAUGAUGAAUCUGAGGUAUGGCUUCACAAAAGAAAUUUUGUAUAAAUAUAAGAUACAUGGGAAAAAAAUCUUGCAAAUUCUAGAGGACGUCUAUACCUGGCUCCCAAUUGGUACAAUCAUUGACAAUGAAAUCCUCGUCAUACAUGGUGGGAUAUCAGAGUCCACGGACUUGAAUUUACUCCACCGUAUAGAAAGACACAAAAUGAAAUCUGUGCUGAUGCCACCAGUUCCCUUAGAUGGAGGCCACGAUACCAAGUCAAAGAAACACAAAAUAAAUGCAACGGUUAUGCCUUGGGAAGUCACAUCAAGUUCAUCCCUUUCUGAGCAGUUGACAAAGCAUGAAUGGGAACAGAUUAUCGAUAUUCUGUGGAGCGACCCCAGAGGCAAAAGAGGCUGCUACCCAAACACAAGUCGAGGAGGGGGCUGCUACUUUGGACCAGAUAUUACCUCCAAGGUUCUUAAUAGAUUCCAGUUGAAGAUGCUCAUUAGGUCUCAUGAAUGUAAGCCCGAAGGGUAUGAAAUCUGCCAUGAUGGGAAGGUUGUUACUGUAUUUUCUGCUUCUAAUUACUAUGAAGAAGGCAGCAAUCGAGGCGCUUACAUCAAACUGUCUUCUGAUACGAACCCUCGAUUCUACCAGUACCAAGUAACGAGGACAACAUGCUUGAGGCCUCUUUACCAAAGGGUGAAUGCUAUUGAAAGUAGUGCCAUCAGGAUAUUAAGAGAGAGAAUAAUUUCACGAAAAACUGACCUCAUUAAUGCUUUCCACCUUCAAGACCGCACUAAAUCAGGAAAAAUUUCUAUGAGCCAGUGGGCUUUUUCCAUGGAGAACAUUUUGGGGCUGAACUUACCAUGGAGAUCCCUGAGUUCACAUCUGGUCACCACAGACACAAAUGGAAAUAUUAACUACAUGUCCAGCUUCCAGGAUAUCCACAUUCAGAAACCUGUGAAAGAGGCUCAAUCUACUCUAAUUGAAACUCUGUACAGAUACCGAUCUGACCUGAAAAUCAUCUUUAAUGUCAUUGAUUCUGAUCACUCAGGCCUGAUUUCCAUGGAAGAAUUUCGUUCCAUGUGGAAACUCUUCAAUCGUCACUACAACAUUCAUAUUGAUGAUGUUCAAGUUGAUGACCUCGCUGAAAGAAUGGACUUAAACAAAGACGGAAGCAUUGACUUUAAUGAGUUUCUAAAGGCUUUCUAUGUAGUGCAUAAAUUGGAUAAGUUGAACAAAUCAGAGAGCAGCCUUGCUUAACAAGAACCAGGGCUUUCUCUCCUUGUAAACCUUGCAGCCCAAAUCACCGACACCAUCUUUCCCAGAACCCUUGUAAUUCAUAAUCAGUUGUAGAGAAAAGUAGACCCCCAUUCAUGCCAUGAGCAGAUGUGUAGUGUGGGUAUUUGAGUCCCCAGUAAGCUGUAAUUGGUAAGACUAGGUUAAAUGUCAGCUGAUAGGAUUUGGCUCCAGUGUUGGGACUCCUGCAUUGCCAGGUAGAAAUAGGAUUUGAGCCUCGUGUUGGCCUCUUGGACCAGGAGACCAGAGCCAUUUGGAAACAUCUUGAAAGGAACCCACAGAGCCCCAGAGAAAAGUGCAACAUCUGUGAGUGACUGAGGGAUGGGAGGAAGAAUACGAACCUAGUAAUGGAAUAAAAUAUUUCUGUCUUUAAACUGAA
This is a messenger RNA of Hyaena hyaena (striped hyena), 2716 nucleotides long. RefSeq names its product protein phosphatase with EF-hand domain 1 (gene PPEF1). Gene Ontology annotation, molecular function: manganese ion binding; iron ion binding; calcium ion binding. Gene Ontology annotation, cellular component: nucleus; cytosol. The record is from RefSeq and is a predicted model, not a curated record. Bases 316 to 2301 code for a protein of 661 amino acids. Gene Ontology annotation, biological process: detection of stimulus involved in sensory perception. Lineage: Eukaryota; Metazoa; Chordata; Mammalia; Carnivora; Hyaenidae. The transcript is spliced from 18 exons.